GGUAAACCUGAGCCAAGCAUCAGAUGGUUCAGAGAGGGGAAAGAACUCACAGAUCAAGCUGAUUUUGAGAUUACCUACCGACAAGGGCGAGUAACUCUAACUAUACCUGAAGUAUUUGAAGAAGAUGAGGGCCAUUUUACUGCUACAGCUGAGAAUAUUGCUGGUUCUGCUUCUAGUACAGCUGAACUCAUAGUCAGAGGUGAGAACAAUUUGUCUUUCUCCUCCAUGAUACCGCCAUCGUUCACCGAGAAACUGAGCAGACAUGAAGCCUCAGAAGGUCAGCCUGUUAAACUGACGGUACGAGUAUCUGGACAUCCACCCCCACAAGUCACGUGGAUGCGUGAAGGAUCAAAACUUGUCAGUUCUAGAGAUUUUGAGAUUGUCCAAGAGGGGGACAUCCAUUCUCUCUAUAUACCAGAAGUAUUUUACGAAGAUUCUGGUAAAUACACUGUCAAGGCUGAGAAUCCUGCUGGAGAAGCUCAGUGUAUUGCCCAGUUGGUGGUUGAACGUAAGUGGAAAUUAUUUAAACCUGAACAGCCUCCAGCUCAAAAGAGUGUACCUUAUUUCUCACAGGAGUUAAAUAAUGUGAGAGUAAAGGAGGGAGAAUCUGUCACAUUUGAAAUCAGAGUUCACGGAUAUCCCGAACCAAUCAUUCGCUGGUUUAGAAACGACCAGCCAGUAGAGAGUUCCCCAGAUUAUGAAAUCUCUUACUCUCAGAACCUACACAGAUUAACUAUUAUAGAAGUCUUCCCAGAAGAUGCUGGUAGAUUUAAAUGUGUUGCUUCUAAUGCUCUUGAUUCUAAAACUACUGAGUGUCAUCUCAUAGUCGAAGGUUGGUACUUCUUGUUUUUCGUUAAAUGA
Messenger RNA from Lottia gigantea (owl limpet), 861 nucleotides. RefSeq lists its product as hypothetical. Lineage: Eukaryota; Metazoa; Mollusca; Gastropoda; Lottiidae. The transcript is spliced from 4 exons. The annotation marks the transcript as partial. The record is from RefSeq and is a predicted model, not a curated record.